CCCAUUUAGUCCAAACACGAAAAUUCGCGUGGAUAUCCACCGUAACGCGUUUGCCCCGGCGACAUCAAAUAUCUCCUCCCAUCUUUCUGCCCCUCCGUCUUCUCUUUCCUCUCAUCUCUCAUCCUCCCCUCAGCUCCUGUCUUCAGGACAUUCUUUCUGUGACGAUUUCUCCUCUCAAUCCUCUCUUAUACAUACCUAAGCCUUCUUUUCUCUACUACCCUAAUAUUAUUUCCAUAUACCCUUUGUUCUAGUUUCUUUCUCGUUGUCUAUAACCUCACUGUCCGAAAUGUUUGUCUACAAGAGAGACGGACGCAAAGAACGCGUGCAGUUCGACAAGAUCACUGCUCGUGUGUCGAGGCUGUGUUACGGACUGGACCCUGAGCAUGUCGAUGCCGCUGCCAUUACUCAGAAGGUCAUCUCUGGUGUCUACCAGGGUGUCACCACCGUUGAACUCGAUAACCUGGCUGCCGAAACUGCUGCAUACAUGACUGUCACACACCCUGAUUACGCCAUUCUCGCUGCCCGUAUCGCCGUUUCCAACCUCCACAAGCAGACUAAGAAGCAGUUCUCUUUGGUCAUCUCAGAUCUCUACCACUAUGUCAACCCCAAAAACAAUGCUCCUGCACCAAUGAUAUCAAAGGAGACAUACGAAAUAAUUAUGAAACAUGCCGACGAGCUCAACUCGGCUAUUGUGUACGACCGUGAUUUCAACUACAACUUCUUCGGAUUCAAGACCCUGGAGCGGUCAUACCUGUUGCGGAUCAACGGAAAGGUGGCUGAGCGUCCCCAGCACCUGCUGAUGCGUGUUGCCGUUGGUAUCCACGGCAGCGACAUCGAGAAGGCCAUCGAGACCUACAACUUGAUGUCUCAGAAGUACUUCACUCACGCCUCCCCGACUCUGUUCAACGCUGGUACUCCCCAGCCCCAGCUCGCCUCUUGCUUCCUCGUCGACAUGAAGGAGGACAGCAUUGACGGUAUCUACGACACUCUGAAGACUUGCGCUAUGAUCUCUAAGACGGCCGGUGGUAUCGGUCUGAACGUGCACCGCAUCCGUUCUACUGGCUCCUACAUUGGUGGUACCAACGGUACCUCCAACGGUCUUGUUCCUAUGCUUCGUGUCUUCAACAACACUGCCAGAUACGUCGACCAGGGUGGCAACAAGCGUCCCGGUGCUUUUGCCAUCUACCUUGAGCCCUGGCACUCGGAUGUCUUCGAGUUCCUGGAUCUCCGUAAGAACCACGGUAAGGAGGAGGUCAGAGCCCGUGAUCUGUUCUACGCCCUGUGGACCCCGGAUCUGUUCAUGAAGCGUGUUGAGGCGAACGGUGACUGGACUCUGUUCUGCCCCAACGAAGCCCCUGGCUUGGCUGAUGUCUACGGUGAUGAGUUCGACGCUCUCUACGAGAAGUAUGAGAAGGAAGGCCGUGGCCGUCGUACCAUCAAGGCCCAGAAGCUGUGGUACGCUAUUCUGGAGGCUCAGACCGAGACUGGUAACCCCUUCAUGCUGUACAAGGAUGCUUGCAACAAGAAGAGCAACCAGAAGAACCUCGGAACCAUCCGUAGCUCCAACCUCUGCACCGAGAUCAUUGAGUACAGUGCUCCGGAUGAGGUCGCCGUCUGCAACCUUGCGUCUCUUGCCCUGCCUACUUUCGUCGACGCUGCUCGCGGCGAGUAUGACUUUGGCAAGCUCCACGAGGUUGUCCAGGUCUUGGUCCGUAACCUGAACAAGAUCAUCGACAUCAACUACUACCCCGUCCCGGAGGCCAAGAAGUCCAACUUCCGUCACCGUCCCAUUGCUCUGGGUGUCAACGGUCUGGCUGAUGCUUUCCUCGCUCUGCGCCUGCCCUUCGACUCGGCCGAGGCCAGACAGCUGAACAUCCAGAUCUUCGAGACCAUCUACCACGCUGGUUUGACCGCCUCGUCCGAUCUCGCCAAGGAGUUCGGAACAUACGAGACCUACGAGGGAUCUCCUGUCUCCCAGGGUAUCCUCCAGUACGACAUGUGGGACCGCACUCCCACUGACCUCUGGGACUGGGACUCCCUCAAGGCCAAGAUCGCCCAGACUGGUGUCCGCAACAGCUUGCUGGUCGCCCCCAUGCCCACUGCCAGUACCAGUCAGAUCUUGGGCUUCAACGAGUGCUUCGAGCCUUACACCUCCAACAUCUACUCCCGCCGUGUCUUGGCUGGUGAGUUCCAGGUGGUUAACCCCUGGCUGCUGAAGGACCUGGUCGACCUCGGCCUGUGGUCGGACAACAUGAAGAACCGCAUCAUUGCCGAGGGUGGUUCCGUCCAGAACAUUCCCAACAUCCCCAGUGACAUCAAGGCGCUGUACAAGACGGUGUGGGAGAUCUCCCAGCGCACGAUCCUGCAGAUGGCUGCGGACCGUGGUGCGUUCAUUGACCAGUCUCAGUCCCUCAACAUCCACCUGAAGGAGCCCACCAUGGGCAAGAUCACCAGCAUGCACUUUGCCGGCUGGAAGAUGGGUCUGAAGACGGGCAUGUACUACCUGCGCACGAUGGCCGCCUCUGCGCCCAUUCAGUUCACCGUCGACCAGGAGCAGCUCAAGGUCGAGGACACCAACGUGGCUCGCACCAAUGCCGCGUACAAGAAGCGGGCUGUUGGCGCUGCCUCCAGCACGUACUCUGCUGUUCCCCGUGGCCAGGCCCCGGUCAACGGACACAGCGAGAACGGUGUCAACGGCUCCACCAACGGCAGCCCUCGGGCUCUUGCUGCUGAUGCCUCCGCUCAGGAGAACGGCCCUCAGGAGGAGGACAGCCAGCAGGAGAGCGAAGAGCGCGAGAACGACAUCUACUCGCAGCAGGUGCUCCAGUGCAGCAUUGAGAACAAGGAGGCAUGCAUUAUGUGCCAGGGUUAAGCACAUACCUCGUGUUCUUUCCUUGUCUGAUCUGGUCCGGUUUGAUUGAUUGUCUUGGCGUCAGGGUUGUAAUUAUAUCACGAGAUUGAUGGAUACUUUUUGCUUCUUGCGCAUGGUUUAUGGGAAAUGACUGUAUUUACUGUUAUGG
Aspergillus vadensis CBS 113365 is the source of this 3020-nucleotide messenger RNA. RefSeq names its product ribonucleotide-diphosphate reductase subunit RNR1. Gene Ontology annotation, cellular component: ribonucleoside-diphosphate reductase complex. Lineage: Eukaryota; Fungi; Ascomycota; Eurotiomycetes; Eurotiales; Aspergillaceae. The coding region runs from base 287 to 2872 and encodes 861 amino acids. The transcript is spliced from 4 exons. Gene Ontology annotation, biological process: deoxyribonucleotide biosynthetic process; DNA replication. Gene Ontology annotation, molecular function: ribonucleoside-diphosphate reductase activity, thioredoxin disulfide as acceptor; ATP binding. The record is from RefSeq and is a predicted model, not a curated record.